Molecule: messenger RNA, 974 nt
Organism: Macadamia integrifolia
Lineage: Eukaryota; Viridiplantae; Streptophyta; Magnoliopsida; Proteales; Proteaceae
Exons: 7
Coding region: 201-731 (176 amino acids)
Source: RefSeq, a predicted model, not a curated record
GAGGACCUGCUGGAUGCACCCAUUCCAAACACGUGGCGUACCAAGUGGUCAUCUCCCUCUCUCUUGCGGGUUAUUGCAGUCUUCUUCUUUUCUUCUUCUUAUUGUUCCAAACGCCUUCUCAGUUAACAUUACGUCGCCAUUGUUGAAUCCUGAUUUUGUAAAAUUUCUAUCCGGUGGUUUGGGUUUCGAAGAUAAAGGAGAUGGAUGAAUUCAGAGAACAGCAAGCGAAGGAAUCAACCGACCAGAAAAAAUUGAAACGGAUUUCAGAUGACAUAAUUCCUCACAUCCUCAACCUAUAUGGGUCCUCUGCAACACCACAAGACUUUGAAAUUUAUGCUCCAAAUGCAACUUUUGAAGAUCCACUUAUGCGUGCUCAUGGUGUGGAGCAGAUCAAAUCAGCAUUUUACUCACUGCCCAAGUUCUUUAGUGAAUCCAAAAUCACUGAAUACAGCAUACAAGAAAAUGCAGUCGGUCCUGGGAAUGGAGAGGUUCUGAUUGACAACAAGCAACAUUAUAAGUUCUUGGGAAAGGAUAUAACUAUGAUCUCACUGAUCAAGCUGAGCAUUGAAGAGGGGAAGGUUGUCCGCCAUGAAGAUUGGUGGGACAAGAGACCACUAUGGAACAGAGAGACAGUGAAGAUGCCGCUGCUUGGCCAACUGGUGGAAACAGCCCGCAGGGGUUCAAUGCUUGCAACUCAUGUUCUGAUGAGAUUUGGAAAGGAUCCAAGCUAGUUAUCAUUCUCCCAAUGAAGUAUGAACAUGCAUAGUAUCUAUCCUUGUGUAUGCACUUAGGCUGCUAUGUUUAAUUCUAAGUUCAUGGAUUUUUCUCUAGUUGUUUCUUUGUCUUAUGUUUAACAUUAUGGAAAAAAAAUCCCCACUAUGCCAGAGCGGGAAUUCAUUCCUACGCCCUCUGGAACUAUCUGAAUGUUCCAUGGAUUGUCAUUAAUAAACUGAUGUCACAUAUGUUCUGAGUUA